AUGACACAUCAACAGCUCCUUCAGCAGGAACAACAGCGUCGUGAAGAAGCCGAGCGACAAGCUAACGAGCUCUCAUCCGCCUUAGCCGAACUUAGACAACAAUUUCAAGCGAUGCAGGCAGAACGCAACAACGAGGCUCAAAGCAAUCGAGAAUUUUUGGCUCGAGUGCAGCAUGAACGCGAAUCAUGGAUAAACGAGCGGCGUCUGCUGUUGAAUAAACUCGCGGCAGAGCAGGCUACAGCGGCAGCAGCGACGGUAGCAGCAGCGUCGGCUGUGACAGAGCAGGCGGCGGCAGCAACAGCAGCAGCAACGGCCGGAAUAGAGCAAGGGACGGGCGCAGCCUCAACUCCAACACAGGAUCAAUCGAAUUCUAUGGUCACAGCUGAAGCUACUCAUAGAAAUUCUAUUGGCGUCCUCACGGCGAACAACAAUCAGGAAAAUCGCCAUGAUUCCAACGGUUCUGGAUUUUCACCCGUCGCAGACAACCAGGCGAUGUAUUCGCAGCUUAAUCGAACACCAACAGGCAGCAUAUCUGACGCAGGAACAAUAUUAUCCGAUUUGCAGCAAGUCCUUAGGCGCGUACCACUGUCAGUCUCUAUGGAACAACUGCAGAAAUACAGUGCUGAUUCUCCAACCCAGUCAGUUCGGGCGUGGAUCGUUAGAGUCGACGAAGAUGCUACAAUUCAUGCUUCGUCUCCCGUAGAGAAGUUCAUAGCGGCAAAAAGAGCACUAAUAGGUACCGCUCGGAAAUGGCUCGAUGGUCAAAAAGGCAUAAUAUCAUGGGAAGAGUUGAAAACACGUAUGAUAGAAUCCUUUGGAAAACGUGCCAAAUCUUCAGACAUACAUGAAGCUCUAAGCAAGCGGAAGAGAAGAAGAGAUGAGACUAUUUUGGCUUACGUUCAAGAGAUGGAACUACUAGCAUCUCAGGCUAACUUGGACGAAGACGAGAUAAGGCAAUACAUCGUCAAUGGUGUAACGAAUGACCAAUCUAUUAAAUUGACACUUAUUCGUGCUUCAUCUCGCCUGCGAUUCAUGGAACUACUUGAGUCUCAUGAAAAAAUGAAAGCUCGGGAGUCGGAGGAGCAUAAUCAACGUCGGCACCACCAUAGACAAGGUACAAAGCGUUGUUAUAACUGCAACAAGUACGGGCACCUCCGAAAAGACUGUACCGAGGCAACUUUAGAAGCAACCCGACCAGGUCUAGGACAAUCAGGAGUCCAGGAACGACCUUAUAAUUUCAAGGAAGGCCUAAAGGCCAAUUCUCGAAACUUCGUCCAGUACAAAGGAAAAACACAAAACAAUUCUGCACCUAAAAUCAACCACGUGCAAUACAAAAGUGGUAAUCGCAGUCGGAUUACAGCAUACAUUGGAGGAAUUAUCGAGAAUUGCCAAGUCGACAGUGGCGCAGAUCGCAAUGUAAUGAGAGAGGAUUUUUACAAACGCAUCGAAGAUCGUUUCCCAUUGAACGGCGAACAAGGAACACUCAGCGGAGCUGGUGGCCUUAUUCGGACACUGGGAAGUGUAAGGAUACCAACGGUGAUCAAUGGCACGGAGUACAUACUAAAAUAUACCGUAGUGCCAGAAGAAAAUUUACCAUCAAGAAUCCUCUUAGGUGAUCCUAUACUCGACGUUGCCAGGGUUUUUCUCAGUAAGGAAGGACCACAAAUAGAACCAAUCAUCGGCAACGACUUCGUACAACUUAUUGAGGAAGAGUUAAGCGAAGCUAAAGAUGGGGUCCGUCAAGCAAUUAUCAAGGUACCAGAGGCAAGGAGGGAGCAGAUUAGGCAGUUAUUAGAAAAUUAUUCUGCAAAUAUGCCUCCUCAAACCUCGGUUAAAAUGCCGAUUAGGCUAAAGAACACCCAGCCUAUUGCAUGUCGACCAAGGCGCCUAUCUCCAGCCGAUGAAGUCGAUGUCAAAAAACAACUUGAGGAAUGGACGAAAAAAUGCGUAGUAGUUCCUGGAAUUUCCGAAUAUGCGAGUGCUAUUGUCGUUGCUCGUCGAAAAGACGGACGCGCUAGGAUAUGCAUCGAUUAUAAGCCUCUUAACAAAGUCGUCGAACGUGAACAACAACCAAUGCGACUUAUAGAAGAUGCCGUAGACUCAGUUGCGAACUCCUUGGUGCACUCCACGCUGGACCUCCAAGAUGGCUUCUUUCAUGUAGAAGUAUCUGAGGAGAGUCAGAAGUACUUGUCCUUCGUCACUCCAUGGGGACAAUACAUCCCGAAAAGAGCUCCUUUCGGCUUCUGCAAUUCACCAGCUGCAUUCCAAAGAUUCAUAAUGAAUGUUUUUCAAGAACUCAUCAAUGAAGGCAUAAUGGAAAUCUACGUGGAUGACGCCUUUGUGAAAGCUGAAGACGAGGAUCAAGCAGUGGAAAGAUUGGCACGUGUGUUGGAGGUACCGCAAAAGAAUGGAAUUCAAUUCAAUUGGAAAAAAUCUCAGCUUCUACAGCGGAAAGUAGAGUUUCUCGGAUACAUAGUAGAGAAAGGAACGAUCACGCCAGGACCAGCUAAAAUGGAAGCCUUGCUAAACUAUCCUCAGCCAAGAACAACCAAACAGUUACAACGCCUGCUCGGGCUUACGGGAUAUUUUAGAAAAUUUGUUAAGGGGUAUGCAGCCAUCGCAAAGCCUCUUAGCAAUUUGUUACGCAAGGAUGCCACCUUCAAAUGGGGACCAGAACAGGAGAAAGCCUUCUCGCUAUUGAAGCACGUUCUGACGAGCGAACCCCUCCUCCAACUAUACAGGCCAAAUCGUGAAACAGAGCUGCAUACCGACGCUUCAAAGGAUGGCUAUGGUGCGAUUCUACUCCAGAAGUGUCCUGAGGACAAUGCUUUCCAUCCAGUCUACUACAUGAGUAGAAAAACUACCCCGACGGAACGCAAUUACCAUAGUUACGAGCUAGAAACCUUAGCAAUAGUGAGAGCAUUGGAAAAGUUCCGCAUAAACCUGCAAGGAAUUAAAUUCAAGAUAGUAACGGACUGUUCCGCUCUACAAAUGACACUGAACAACAAGGAGCUGAAAACGAAAUUCGCAAGGUAG
Molecule: messenger RNA, 3036 nt
Organism: Hermetia illucens (black soldier fly)
Lineage: Eukaryota; Metazoa; Arthropoda; Insecta; Diptera; Stratiomyidae
Exons: 1
Coding region: 1-3036 (1011 amino acids)
Biological process (GO): proteolysis
Molecular function (GO): aspartic-type endopeptidase activity; zinc ion binding; nucleic acid binding
Source: RefSeq, a predicted model, not a curated record